AUGAAGGGUAAGACCCCAACCUCAAUAAUAAGUGAUGGAGACAUGGCGAUUAGGAAUGUAGUAAGAGAUGUAUUUUCCAAAGUCAGGUAUAGCAAUGUUGAAAAUCCAUCGCUUACAUCUAAAUUCAGGAAAAUCAUGUUGGGAGACUAUGAGAUUCCCGUGUUUAAGCGUAAGUGGAUUCAGCUUGUUGAAGAAUUUGGCCUUGAAGAUAAGCCGUGGGUGAACAACAUGUAUGAAGAGAAGCAUAUGUGGGCUACUGCAUAUAUAAUAAGUAAGUUUUUUGCUGGUUUUAAAACUACCUCAAGAUAUGAAGGUUUACACUCAGUUGUGGCAAGGUAUGUGGGGUCCCGAUAUAAUUUGACAAAUUUUGUAGAGCAUUUUCAAAGGUGUGUUGCACACUUGCGCUCUAAAGAAUUUAAUGCUGAUUAUGAAUCUACACGUGGGGUACCCGUCAUGCAGACUUGUAUAGAGCUGCUAGAGAGAUUUGCUGCUGAGGUAUACACUCAUGAAAUAUUUCUAUUAUUUCGGCCAUUUCUUUCUAGAGCUGGAUCAAUGCGGGUGUUAAAUAUAGAGAAUAACGAUGAUUGCUCAAAGUACAUUGUGUGUAAGCAUGGGAGGUCCGAUUUUCUGUGGACCGUUGAAUUUCGUCAAGAAGAAAUGAUCUUCAUGUGUUCUUGUUUAAGAAUGGAGUUAUUUGAAAUUCCUUGCAAACAUAUUGUUAAAGUUCUGGUUGACAAAGAUAAUUGUGAGAUUCUCCAGUCAUUAGUGUUGGAUAGAUGGACAAAAAAGGUGAAAUCAUUACUCAAUGAUGCAAGUGGGUUCACCAGGAAUGUUGUUGUUAUUAAUCGUCAAAGUGCCUUGAUAGAAUUUUUUAAACAAUUGACUGUUGUUGCUACUAAAGUCCCAGAGAGAUUUGAAGAGACACGAGACAUUAUUAUGGGGUUGUACUCAUCUUACAUGGCUGCAGAUGAAGGCACUAAGCAACCUCAGUCAUGUGUAGCUAAAAGUAGCAAUCCGUAUGUGCAUCAAACUAAUAUAGGCUCAGGACAUCCAUCUAAGAAGAAGCGGCAACGUUGUAGUGUUUGUCAAAUGGAAGGACAUAAAAAGACAAUAUGUCCUUGGCAAAAGGACAUUGACAACAACGUCAUGGGAGAUGAACCUAAUGGUUCAGAUGAUGGUGAAAGACCUCUUAUCCAACUCAAUAAGAUCAUCUUCAUCAUCCGAUAUAGCACUAUGAAUAUCAAUAUCCAAACUCUUAGCCUUCAAUCUAUUUAG
Molecule: messenger RNA, 1275 nt
Organism: Arachis duranensis
Lineage: Eukaryota; Viridiplantae; Streptophyta; Magnoliopsida; Fabales; Fabaceae
Product: protein FAR1-RELATED SEQUENCE 9-like
Exons: 1
Coding region: 1-1275 (424 amino acids)
Biological process (GO): regulation of DNA-templated transcription
Molecular function (GO): zinc ion binding
Source: RefSeq, a predicted model, not a curated record